Letharia lupina is the source of this 1245-nucleotide messenger RNA. RefSeq lists its product as uncharacterized. Bases 1 to 1245 code for a protein of 414 amino acids. Gene Ontology annotation, molecular function: mannosyltransferase activity. Gene Ontology annotation, biological process: mannosyl-inositol phosphorylceramide biosynthetic process. The record is from RefSeq and is a predicted model, not a curated record. The transcript has 2 exons. Lineage: Eukaryota; Fungi; Ascomycota; Lecanoromycetes; Lecanorales; Parmeliaceae.
AUGCCCUCCAUCAUAUCUCCCUUCACAGAUCAACAUAAGAACAUUGCUUUCGACCGUGCCAGCAGAAUGCGCAGUCUCCGCCAUCGCACACUUUCCAGUACAAUCGCUUUGCCACUGGUCCUUCUCGUCUGCUUUGUGUUCUACACCCUCAAAACUCCUACCAAAGAGUCUUCCCCUUUCCUCUUCAGACUUCAACCCGGCCAUCACCUACCCAUAUCUCCGUUGCAUUCCGCCGCCGCACCUAAAGCGCGACAAAUCUCCCCUGCGGAACUAAUGGCACGGCCUCCUCCGCACUCAGGACCACACAUGCCCAAGCUUCUUCAUCAGAGCUGGUCCACUACCAUCCUCCCAUCAAAGUUCGAGCAGUGGAGCCUCUCAUGCAGAGAUAUGAAUCCGGACUUUGAAUGGGUGCUGUGGACAGACGAAGAUAACCGCCGUUUGGUGGAGAAAUACGCCCCGGAGUUCCUGGUCAAGUACGAUGGGUUGAAGAGCGAGAUCUACCGCGCAGAUGCGCACAACAUCUCCUCCAGCUCGCAAUCAGGUUCCACCAGCAUUCAGAAUCCUACACACACUCCUACUUCCGACGCCGCGCCCAUCUCUACAUUUCCCACUACCUCAUACAAUGCAGGCCCACAGACGGCCUUCCUCGCCCGCAUGGGCGCUGAUAAUUCGAAAAAACACAGCAUCCCGAACGCUUGGUUGGCUUCGACGCCGUCCCAUCCCUUCUGGCUCCUGCCUCUGAACCUAGUCUCUAAGGGGACCAAACCCUACGGCGAUUGGCCCGAAGCAGUGACCGGACCGGACGCGCUGUUCUACUUGGUCAAUGAGUAUUUAAGGGAGUAUCGCAGUGAUAAUGAUUAUGGAGCGAGCUUGGAUGAGUUUUUGUUGAAGAGUGAGUUGAAGGAGAUGUAUGUUCGAUCUUUAGGCGAGAAGAAUAUCAGAGCCAGUGCUGAAGUCGGGAUGCAUCAGUUGGUGCUGUUGGGGAAGGAGAUGAUCUUUCCGUAUUGGUGGGGCGAGAAAGAGUUGGAGGGCGUUUGUAAGGCUGGUGAGGAGGGGUUUGAUCCAGAGACUUGUAAGGAUGUUCUGGAUGUGCAGGCCUUGGGCAGUUGGUCUAUAACAUAUUGGAGUCAUUCGUGGGAUCAGGAGGGUGGGCACGACGAGGGACACCUUAGCGCGAUGGGAAGUUGGAGCUUUCGGGGAGCAAGAAUGUUAAGGAGGGCGACAAAUAGAAAGAGGGGGCGAUGA